Molecule: messenger RNA, 789 nt
Organism: Sinocyclocheilus anshuiensis
Lineage: Eukaryota; Metazoa; Chordata; Actinopteri; Cypriniformes; Cyprinidae
Product: mitochondrial import inner membrane translocase subunit Tim8 A
Exons: 2
Coding region: 87-359 (90 amino acids)
Source: RefSeq, a predicted model, not a curated record
CCUGGCUAUCGAGACACGAGAAGGUCAGCAUUGCGCUGGAACAGUGUAUAAAGUGGUCAAAUAUCACCAUUAAGGGAUUCUCCCCAAUGGAUAAUCAAGGAGUCACGACAGACCCUCAGCUGCAGCAGUUUAUCGAGGUCGAGUCUCAAAAGCAGAGGUUUCAGCAGCUGGUUCAUCAGAUGACAGAAGUGUGCUGGGAGAAGUGCAUGGAUAAGCCUGGCCCGAAGCUCGACUCCAGGACAGAGGUGUGUUUUGUAAACUGUGUGGAACGAUUCAUCGAUACAAGUCAAUUCAUCCUCAACAGACUAGAGCAAACUCAGAGGAGUAGAGGAACCUUCUCUGAGACCAUGACAGACUAGUAGAACCACAGCCAAUGACAAGCCAUUUACUGAGGCUUUGGCAUGCCAGCGUAAGAACUGUGAGGUAACGGCUAUCAUCAGGAUUCAGUUAAUUUCUCAAAGACAAAGUGCCUCAUUUUGCUCUUUUUAAUAUUGCAAAGGCCAUUUAUUCAAAAUCAAAUGGAUGCAAGCCCUGUUUAUCGUUACCGUCGAUAUUGACAUUUCCCAGUGCUAAGACUUCGGUAUGAAUUCAAGGAAACAUCAUGGAACAUAAAAGUGAAAGGUCCCUUUGUACAGAUCUGAUCUGGAAUUGAGGAGGAGGCUCUGCUUUCCCUUUCUCUUCAACCUACAUACCAAGUCAGCACUGCAUUGUCUUACUGGGAAAUCUUCAAGAUCUGUGGCUUAUUCAGUGUGUGUUGAAAUAUGGACUUGAAAUAAAAUCAUAAAAUAU